Ostrinia furnacalis (Asian corn borer) is the source of this 4285-nucleotide messenger RNA. RefSeq names its product RNA-binding protein 4F (gene Rnp4F). The record is from RefSeq and is a predicted model, not a curated record. The transcript is spliced from 27 exons. Lineage: Eukaryota; Metazoa; Arthropoda; Insecta; Lepidoptera; Crambidae. The coding region runs from base 69 to 4091 and encodes 1340 amino acids. Gene Ontology annotation, molecular function: protein binding; RNA binding.
UUGUGUGAUUUUGUUGUUAAACACGGUGUUAAACUUUCGCAUUUUAUCAGUGUCUUGUGUUUUUCACCAUGGCUAUCGUAGAGGAUGAAGUGAGAAAUGACUCGGAGGAGGAGAAUGAGAUCGAAGUGGUAGUUGAGGAAGACGAAAUGGAACACUUGGAUUCCGACGACUCAGAGGAUGAUGACGAUGACGAAGUACAGGAGAGGAAGGUGGCAGAGCUGGAGCAACGGAUCGCGGAGUACCCAUACAACUAUGACGAGCACAUUGAGUUGAUCCAAACCUUGUGGCGACUCUCGGAAUUGGAUCGCUGGAGGACUGCCUUCGAACGUCUGCAGAAGCUAACAGCCCUGCAGCCCGAGCACUGGCUUCUGCGGCUGCAGACCGAAAUAACCCUGGCGCAUUCCACGCAGGCGCGCGACAAAAUCGCCGAACUCUUUCAACAGGCGAUGCUCGAUUGUUAUUCUAUCCCAAUCCUAACUGAAUGGUGCACAUGGUCGCUUACUAGCGCGACGACGGAGGCGCGCGCGCAAAUGGAGGAGAUACUACGGCGCGCCGGAGCGGACCCGCUCUCGGGAAAGAUCUUCUGGGACGCCAAGCUGGAACUGGAGAAGGCACAGCUGGACACUCUGACCGAAGACGACCCAGACUACAAGAUGCAGCAAGGGCGCGUGCUGUGGUGCUUGGAAGAGACAGUCUCCCGGCCACUCUUGAGAGCCGAAGAGGCGUGGCAGCAGACUCAAGAGCUCGCCUUGGCACUCCACAGCCAGGAGUACGUUGAUAAGGUUAAAACGCAACAUGAAGCGGCCCAAGAUUUCUUACAGAAAAUAACGCCAUACGAAGACAAGUUACUGACAGUGGAGAACCUAGACGAGAAGUUCAAGAUUUAUGUGGAGUACAUAGGACUGGUUGAAGAGUUGGCGCACGAUAAGAAGUACGGUGAUUGCGAUAUUGAUGGAAUUCUGAAGGUGCUAUACGACCGCGCUACAACCGAGUGCAUCACGGUCUCAGGCGUGCACUCGCUACUCAAAGCCUACGUGCGUCACGUGCGAGCAUGCGCUUCCCGCGCCUCAUACUGUCGCAUUCUCGACGCAUGCUCGCGCCGCUGCCCGCGACGUCACACCUUCUGGUCGCUCAAGAUACGCUACGCGGAGCAAGAAUCCGUCCCCGCUGCGGAGAUAAAGGCACUAUUCGAGACGGCGAUCGCCAAAGGCAUGUCGACGUACAAAGACGCGGAGGCGCUGUGGUAUGGUUAUUUGGAAUUCGUACGCCGGCGCACGCAUUUCGAGAACCCCGAGCAAGUCGAGACGCUGCGCCAGAACUUUCGCCUGGCUUGGGAUUCGCUGGCCGAGACGUGGGCAGAUGAGGCAAAUGAUUGCGAGAUUCCGCUUUUCUGGGCGCGACUCGAAUACAACCGGAUUAAUGACCAUAAACAAGGCAAAGAUAUCUUUGAAGAGAUAUUCCAGUAUGGCGAGAACAAAUCAAUGUCAAAGUACUGGGAGGCGUUGAUCGCAUUGGAGACUACCCGCCGGCUGUCGCUAGGCUGUGGAUGGACUACGAGCGCGACUACGGAAGCUUGGACACUACGGGCGAGUGCUACGACGUAUGCGAGUAAGAGGCGGGAUUUAUACAGGCGCGCGUUACGCUAUAUCACGGACUACCCGCCGGCUGUCGCUAGGCUGUGGAUGGACUACGAGCGCGACUACGGAAGCUUGGACACUACGGGCGAGUGCUACGACGUAUGCGAGUCAAAAAUCCACGAAUGGCGCGAAUCUUACCAGGCGAUGAAAGAAAAAAUGAUGGGCAAGAGGCAAAAAGGCAAACAACCGGACAAAAAGUCGAAAUACGACAAGAAAAAGAAGGGUAAAGAAGAGGAACAACCAAAGAACAAAGCCAAAAGGAAAUCAGACGAUCGUGUUGGGGGCACAGAGAGAGAGUUGAAGAGAAAGAGGGAAGAUGAUAAGAAAGUGGAGAGUGGGAAAAAGAUGGAAGCUACGGCUUCGGGCAGUGGAGUCAAACGACCGCACGGCGACGAGGACAAAAAGGAUGAGACUGAGAACAAACGCCAGAAGACUGAAGAGUCGAGCAGCGCGCGCGCCGCCAGCCGCGAGGCCUGCACGCUGUUCGUCAGCAACCUCGAGUUCAAAGUCGAUGAAAACAAACUCCGGGACACAUUGUCAAAGUACGGCGACAUCGUGUCGCUACGAGUCAAGACUGGCGUCAAGGCGUUCGGCGGCUCCAUCUGCUACUGCCAGUACAAAACAGUGGAGUCCGUUGAUGAAGCCCUAAAACACGACCGGUCACCUCUAGAGGGCAGGCCCAUGUUCCUCUCCCGCUAUUCCUCCAAGAAGGGCAAGGCUUCCUUUAAGUACUCCACGGCCCCUGAGAAGAACAAGCUAUUUGUGAAGAAUCUACCCUACACGCACUGUACUAAGAAAGCGUUGACUGACGUGUUUCAACAGUUCGGCGCGCUGAAGGACGUCAGGAUUGUCACUUUCAAAGACGGCAAGCCAAAAGGCCUGGCCUACAUAGAGUAUGAAGACGAGGCGUCAGCUGCGAAAGCGCUAGCGGAGACAAACGGAUCACUGAUGGGCGAGAGGACCGUCGAAGUGGCCUUCAGUGCGCCGCCGCCUAAAGACAAGGAUCCUGCCUCUGCACCCACGCUCGGGCAGCCUAAACGGGAGACUGGGAAGGGCAUCUCGACAAUCCGGCGUUGGUUGCCUAAGCACGGCAUCGUCUGGCGACGUGCGGCACCGACGUUGUGUAUCAAAGACCCGGAUAAAGAAGCGAANUUAUUCGUAGCGGUUGCUACGAUCUGUAGCAAUAGAACAAGAGGCGGGAUCUAUAAGGCGCGCGCUACGCUUAUCACGGACUACCCGCCGGCUGUCGCUAGGCUGUGGAUGGACUACGAGCGCGACUACGGAAGCUUGGACACUACGGGCGAGUGCUACGACGUAUGCGAGUCAAAAAUCCACGAAUGGCGCGAAUCCUACCAGGCGAUGAAAGAAAAAAUGAUGGGCAAGAGGCAAAAAGGCAAACAACCGGACAAAAAGUCAAAGUACGACAAGAAAAAGAAGGGGAAAGAAGAGGAACAACCAAAGAACAAAGCCAAAAGGAAAUCAGACGAUCGUGUUGGGGGCACAGAGAGAGAUUUGAAGAGAAAGAGGGAAGAUGAUAAGAAAGUGGGGAGUGGGAAAAAGAUGGAAGCUACGGCUUCGGGCAGCGGAGUCAAACGACCGCACGGCGACGAGGACAAAAAGGAAGAGACUGAGAAUAAACGCCAGAAGACUGAGGAGUCCAGCAGCGCGCGCGCCGCCAGCCGCGAGGCCUGCACGCUGUUCGUCAGCAACCUCGAGUUCAAAGUGGAUGAAAACAAGCUCCGGGACACAUUGUCAAAAUACGGCGACAUCGUGUCGUUGCGAGUCAAGACUGGCGUCAAGGCGUUCGGCGGCUCCAUCUGCUACUGCCAGUACAAAACAGUGGAAUCCGUUGAUGAAGCUCUCAAACACGACCGGUCGCCUCUAGAGGGCAGGCCCAUGUUCCUCUCCCGCUAUUCCUCCAAGAAGGGCAAGGCCUCCUUCAAAUACUCCACGGCUCCUGAGAAGAACAAGCUAUUCGUGAAGAAUCUACCCUACACGCACUGUACUAAGAAAGCGCUGACGGACGUGUUUCAACAGUUCGGCGCGCUGAAGGACGUCCGGAUUGUCACUUUCAAAGACGGCAAGCCGAAAGGCCUGGCCUACAUAGAGUAUGAAGACGAGGCGUCAGCUGCGAAAGCGCUAGCGGAGACAAACGGAUCUCUGAUGGGCGAGAGGACCGUCGAAGUGGCCUUCAGUGCGCCGCCGCCUAAGGACAAAGAUCCGGCGUCUGCGCCCACGCUCGGGCAGCCUAAACGCGAGACUGGGAAGGGCAUGAGGCGAACGCAACUCAGCAGCUUUAUCCCUAGCGUGCUUCAGAAGGCCACGCCCUCAACCAGCGGAGCCGGCGCCAGCAGUUCCAAUGCCAAUGGCUCCGCAAACGGCUCCGACAAUGGCUCCGACGCCAAGCCAUCCAUGUCCAACACAGACUUCAGGAACAUGCUCCUCAAGAAGUGAACUCGACCCUAGCGCGUAAGGAACAAACCACAUUUUUGUAUGAGACGAUUGUUGCGGUGAAACAUACUAGUCUACAGACGGACUUAAUUUUAUUAUCUGCCAAUAUGAUUGUGUUGCGGGAACGAUAGACGAUUUGUGUAACAAUUUUGUAAUUUGUAAUGCUGCUUACUUACUCAUAUACUAUUUAGAUAUUU